Molecule: messenger RNA, 1329 nt
Organism: Coccinella septempunctata (seven-spotted ladybird)
Lineage: Eukaryota; Metazoa; Arthropoda; Insecta; Coleoptera; Coccinellidae
Exons: 1
Coding region: 1-1329 (442 amino acids)
Source: RefSeq, a predicted model, not a curated record
AUGGCGUAUGAUAAAGACAAUGAAUAUUAUAUCAAGGAUUCCUUUGAGUUUGCUGAUCUUGUGAACAAUCUUGAGGUACCACCUGACCACGUUGUCAUAUCGUUGGAUGUGGUCAACUUGUUCGGAAACAUCCAGAGUGAACUAGCAAUCGAAGCAAUAAGUAAAAAAUGGAAUGUGAUCCAAGAAUAUACGAACAUACCUAAACAACUCUUUAUGGAUAUCCUCAACUUUCUGAUGGAGAACAGUUAUUUCUCCUUCCAAGGAAAAUUUUACCUGCAGAUAUUUGGAAGUUCCAUGGGCUCAGAUCUGAGUCCAAUAAUAUCCCUUUAUGUGAUGGAUUAUCUUCUGGACGGCACGGUUGCCAAGUUGCCAUUUAAAUUGUUUCUUAUAAAAAAGUACGUAGAUGAUCUCCUACUCAUUGCUCCAGCUAACGAAAUCACUAACAUCAAAACCACAUGCAAUAGUUUUAAUGAACACAUCCAGUUCACUGUAGAGGAAGAAGAUGAAAACCACUCAGUUCCAUUUUUGGACACAAAGGUCUGCCGAAUAAACAACACCAUAAAAUUAGACUGGUAUAGAAAAGACAUAACAUCAGACAAAUUUAUCCAUUACUUAUCUGAUCACCCAAUCAAGACGAAAAUAAAUACUAUAAAAGGAAUGAGAACAAGGGUAGAUAGAAUUUGCCAUCCCGAUUUCAGGCAGAUAAAUAGUAACAAGCUUUUCAAAAUAUUUGUGGAAAAUGGUUAUCCAAGGAGUAUGCUCAGAAAACUACUUUUUGAGUCGGCCACAAGUAGAAUGAAUGAGGUUGAAGAAGUCAAUGUACCAUCACAAAACAAUGAAAUUGAUGAGAUAAAAUAUGGGAGUAUAAUGAACAUAAAAACCCUCUCUGGUAGAAUCAAGAACUGUUUUAAGGGGGAAGAUCUGAAAAUAGCCACAUAUAAUUCCAAAACCUUGUUCACCCUGUAUUCUAGAUUAAAGGACACCACACCAAAACAGUUUCAAUCUGGCAUUGUGUAUGAGAUAAGUUGCAAGAAUUGUCAAGACGUCUAUAUUGGGCAGACAUCACAAUGGCUCAAGAGCAGAUUAAGUUUACAUAGGAGUGAUAUCAAGAAAAACAACACAAGAUGUGCCUUAACAAAACACGCUCAUGAAGAAAGACAUGAAAUAGAUCUGGAUAAUGUAAGAAUUUUAGAAAAAAGCUCAAAAUAUAACAAACGAUUAAUUUUAGAGAUGAUUCACAUAAAAAACAACAAUAACACCGUAAACAAAAAAUCUGAUGUUCAAAAUCUGAGUAACAUAUACACCUAUCUAAUGUCCCUUGCCAAGUAA